GAAGUACAAACUAUCAAGGUCCUCGAAGACAAAUUUUCCCGAGCUCGUGUAUUAAUCUGCCACUUCCAUGUCCUCAAAUACUUUCGGACCGUUACAGCGAAUGCGAAAUACGGCCUCAAUCAUCAAAGACAGAGUGAAGUCUUAAUAGCAGUUCAAGACAUGGUAUACGCCAAGGAUGAAGAUACGUACGUCGAAGCUCGUGAUUCGAUGUUAUCCAUGGGUGAUGAUGGCGUUCACCCGUUUGAGGCCUACUUCAUAGCAAAUUGGGACGAAUGCAAGAAACGCUGGGUGACUUGUUACCGCAAUGAUUGCCCGCACCUGGGAAAUCACACUAACAACCGCUUGGAGUCCGGCUGGGGAAAGUUAAAGCCUGAGUUAAACAUGCAGAUGCCGCUGGAUGAGAGUAUCUCUACGGUACUCACUAUACAGCUUCUCAAAGAGAAAGAAUUAUCCCGGCAAAUGGCUGACAUCGGGACUGUCGUGAACAGAUCUUACGACAGUGAAAUGUUGAACGUGCUACGCAUUGCGUCCCAGCAUGCCGCAGAACUUAUUCAAGAGCAAUAUCUACACGCAAUAAAGCAUUCGACACAAGUCGAUUUCAUAGAAGAUCGUCCAGGUCAUUACCUUGUGUCGCGAGAUAGUGCCGGGGAAUACAAGUACGCACUUGAUGCCAUCAGCUGGACGUGUUCCUGCUUGUUUUCGAGAACGCGAUUACAACCGUGCUAUCACGCAAUGUAUUUAAGAAGACAGGUAGCCUCUACAUUUACAAUCUUCACGUUUGAACGAUAG
Molecule: messenger RNA, 789 nt
Organism: Phytophthora sojae
Lineage: Eukaryota; Oomycota; Peronosporomycetes; Peronosporales; Peronosporaceae
Exons: 5
Molecular function (GO): zinc ion binding
Source: RefSeq, a predicted model, not a curated record